Messenger RNA from Dama dama (fallow deer), 453 nucleotides. RefSeq names its product cystatin-9-like. Gene Ontology annotation, biological process: antimicrobial humoral response. The coding region runs from base 1 to 453 and encodes 150 amino acids. NCBI's taxonomy places the organism in Eukaryota, Metazoa, Chordata, Mammalia, Artiodactyla, Cervidae. The transcript has 3 exons. The record is from RefSeq and is a predicted model, not a curated record. Gene Ontology annotation, molecular function: cysteine-type endopeptidase inhibitor activity.
AUGAAGGGCCGGCAGCAGAGGUGCAGGAGGGCUCAGCCCUGGGCCCUGCUCUUGCUUCUCUUAGGUCCACAGCUCCUGGUGACUUAUGGCUGGCGUCCCCAAGUGAGUGAGAAUAGUGAAAACAGAAAUACCUUGGAGCUUUACUUUCCUGCCGUUGUGGAGUAUGUCUUACACAUGUACAACCUGAGGAGCCUGGACAGGAAUGCUUACAAAGUGGUGCGUGUACUGAGGUCGUGGCAGGAAUUGAGAGAAAUAGGCCUGGUGUUCUCCAUGGAGCUGCAGUUCGCCCGAACCAGGUGCGGGAAAUUUGAUGAAGACAUCGACAACUGUCCUUUUCAAGCAACUCCAGAUGUGAACAAUACCAUCACCUGCUUCUUCACGGUCGACUCUGAACCCUGGGCGACCAGGUUCCAACUCCUGAAUGACACCUGCUUGGGGGGCUCCGCUGAGUGA